Messenger RNA from Oikopleura dioica, 1965 nucleotides. The record is from the annotation of a GenBank genome assembly. NCBI's taxonomy places the organism in Eukaryota, Metazoa, Chordata, Appendicularia, Copelata, Oikopleuridae.
AUGAUCUAUCGCAAAGCUCCGGAGGCUUCACUUGAAAAUCGUGAUUACGAGAAUUUGGAUGAUGCACCAGAUGGAUGGAAUGACGGACUGUUGUCGCGCAUGUUUAGUCUCGCAAUCUCAAGCGCAGAAAAUACACAAUAUGCGAUUGAAACAGAAGAAGUUCCGAGUGAAGAUUGUUUGCCAGAAAAGCGCAAUCCUUAUUUUCUGCCAAGAAAAGUUUCCGGGAGCGAUUUUGUUCAUGGAGAAUGGACCGAAGUUGUGGCCUCCGAGAGAGAUACGCAAAAGUGGGAAGGGGAGCCACUCGACCUCUUCGAAUUGAGAAAAGAAUUGAACAAUAUAUCUUUCCACGAUGAAAAUAACAACGAGCAUUCCUCCAAUAGUGGAAGCAAAAUGGGACGCGUCAAGUUGAGCAGGGAAGAACGCUUUGUUCAGAAGUAUCUAAAAAAGCAUGGAAAACAAAAAGUGCUGAAAAUUUUUAAGAAAGAGUUAAAAGAAAAGUACGAAAAAGAUCACCGUGAAUCCUCGAAGCGAAGCUUCGAAAUUCAAAAAGCUCCAGCUAGAAAGAGAUCCAAUGGCGAGAAGAGAAAGAAAGCUCAGGAUGAGCAAGCGAAGAAAGAAGCACACACUUCAAAUACUACAAACGAGAGAAAACCUGUCAAGCUCAGCUUUGCAAUAUUGAAGGCUCCCGAAAGAAAGAAGAUUGACAUCGAGCCAGUGAAAGAAAAUAAAAAUUUCCGAGAAAUUAAAGAAACGGACUACGAACCUAAAACUGUCAACAUUCCCGAAGACUUCAAGAAGAUUUCCAAACGAUUCGGAUUGCCUGAAGAGCAUCUUGACUUUUUCUACGAGCACAGAGCAUCGUUCAACUGGGAAUUUAAAGAUAAAACCAACAUAAAUUGCAUCGAACAAAACUGUCAAUUUACUACUAAAAUAGCCGAUAAAUGUCUUUAUGAGCAUAUGAUAUCUGUUCACGACUACACUGAAAUUCCAUGUGGCCACGUUGACUGUUCAUAUAUCGCAUAUUCCCGAAAGAAUCUUAAUCAUCACAAGGCAAAGUUUCAUGGUCAUGGGAAAAAGCCAACUGCAUAUGGAAUUCAUUCAUGUCCAUAUCCCUCAUUUAAAAAUAAAUUCAGAAUGGUUGCAGAAAGAAAAAAAUACGAAUUCGUCGCCGCAUACUUAGAAAAGCACAAUUAUCGGGAAACUCUUGCUAUUUUCAAGAAACCAAUAUUAAGCUUCGAAAUUGUCAAACCGCCGAAGAAACAGGUCGUUGAAACCCCUGUUAAUGGCAAAGUCAAAAGGUCGAAAAAAGAAAAAGUACCAGAAGAAUUCAAAAAACUCGCAAAAAGAGCUGGGAUAGAUCCAGACCUCUACGAGUUCUUCUACAAAAGACGAAACUACUUCACCUGGUCUUUGUUCAAGCCAAUGGUUCAUUGCACGGAGAAAAACUGCAAUUUCAAGACGGAAUAUGCCGCAGGAUGUCUAGUGAGUCAUAUGAUCGAAGAACAUGGAUUUGAAGACGUACCGUGCCAGAAAAGUAACUGCAAAUUUAUUGCUUAUUCAAAGAAAACUUUGGCAUUUCAUAUGAGCAGAUUUCACAAUUUUAGAACGAGAAAAUCUUCAGAAAGAUCAACUCAAAAGUCCUGUCGUUAUCCCAAUUGCGGUACCACUCUCGCUGAUAGCGUUGCUCUCCGCUUUCACUACAAAGUGCACGAAAACGACCUCCAAAAAUGCUACCUCUGCGGCUACCGCGCCAUCUCUCUUAGUUUCAAAGAACACAUGGCCCUGCACUUUGACCUGCGCAACUUGAAAUGUUUUUACUGCGAUCAAAAGUUCGUUUCUGUCAGUCACAAGAACAAGCAUGAGAAAGUGAGCCACAUCAAAUGCUUCAAAUGUGAAAUUUGCAACGAAGAGUUUUCUUCUGUUUUCAAAUAUUAUCGACAUAGAAACUCUUGCGAAAAGAAAUAA